AUGGUUUCUCCUGCGAUCGCUCUGGCCUUCAUUCCCCUCCUGCUGACAGUUCUUAUAAGAUGCCGCUUCUACUUUGUGCUGUUCUAUCGGGCGGUCCUGGUCAGAAUAUGGAGGGACUGGAUGACUGGCCUGAGCCGCGAGGAGCGUGCUUACCAGUACGUUCUCACUCACGCCACCCCCGGAGACCCGGACAGCAUCCUGGAGGCCUUCGACGUCUGGUGCAGCAGAGUGGAGUUCAUCAGCAACAUUGGGCCUAAAAAAGGGAAGAUCCUAGACCGGCUGAUAAUGCAGCAGAGCCCUCUGACGGUGCUGGAGCUGGGGGCCCACUGCGGGUACAGCACGGUGCGGAUCGCCCGCUCUCUGCCUCUGGGCGCCCGCGUGUACAGCCUGGAGAUGGACCCGAGGAACGCCGCUGUCGCUGAGAAAAUCAUCCGCCUGGCAGGGUUUGACGACGACACGGUGGAGCUCAUUGUGAAUCCAUCUGAUGAGGUCAUCCCUCAACUGCGGUCUGAGUAUGGCUUGGAAAGGCUGGAUUUUGUCUUCAUGGACCACUGGAAGAAAUGUUACCUCCCUGAUCUGCAGAUGCUGGAGGGCUCUGGUCUGCUGGGGAAAGGGUCUAUGAUCGUGGCCGACAACGUGCUGUUCCCCGGGGCUCCGAAGUUCCUCAGGCACAUCCGCAAGAGCGGCCUGUAUGAGUGGAAGGUCCACCGGGCCACACUAGAGUACAGCAAAGGCAUCAGGGACGGGAUGGCUGAGCUGGUGUACCAGGGAACCAAGUAGACCACACUAGCCGGAUAUACAUUUUAAGCGGCAAGGGAUGAAAAGAUGAUGGCCUACUAUGUGUUUAAACAGUUUACUUUGUAUACUGUUCAUAUUCUUUGUAUACAACAGUCUCUGUGAGUUGCAGCCGUCCUGUCACCUAUCUAAUAAAAAAAGAGAAAAUCAGUAGAUGUCUUCUCAAAGAGCUUGUUAGUGAGCUCAUGAUAAAUGUCCGUUAUGUACAGGUUUAAUAGAAAAGAAAAUGUUUCCCUUCAGGUGCGAAAUGUAACCGUUGUCUGUUCAAAUCUUUACCCAUGUGAACUGUUGAAUGACAAGGA
Molecule: messenger RNA, 1097 nt
Organism: Gasterosteus aculeatus aculeatus (three-spined stickleback)
Lineage: Eukaryota; Metazoa; Chordata; Actinopteri; Perciformes; Gasterosteidae
Gene: tomt
Product: transmembrane O-methyltransferase
Biological process (GO): developmental process; catecholamine catabolic process; dopamine metabolic process
Molecular function (GO): catechol O-methyltransferase activity
Source: RefSeq, a predicted model, not a curated record